Molecule: messenger RNA, 2674 nt
Organism: Brachypodium distachyon (stiff brome)
Lineage: Eukaryota; Viridiplantae; Streptophyta; Magnoliopsida; Poales; Poaceae
Product: probable glutamate carboxypeptidase LAMP1
Exons: 12
Coding region: 106-2307 (733 amino acids)
Molecular function (GO): carboxypeptidase activity
Source: RefSeq, a predicted model, not a curated record
AGAGCAAAACAGAGCACACCCCUCUCAAAUUUCGUUUGACCCCAUGCCAGUAUGCCACUCUCCUAGCACCCGCGCUCUUCCUUCCAGCCACCACGAUCUCCCGCCAUGUCCCGCCUCGACGCCGCUUCCCUCCUCCUCCCUUCGCCUCCGCCGAUCAAACCCCAUCGCCGGGGCGGGCGCCUCCUCCCGUCCGCGCUAGCCGUCCUCGGCGGCGCCGUGGUUCUCGUCGUCUUCGUCCUCCUCCCUUCCCCUCCGAACCCACCCCGCAACUACGGCUCCCUCUUCCUCUCCCUCGGCUCCAACGACACCGCCGCCUCACACCUCCGCGCGCUCACCCUGCACCCCCACGUCGCGGGCACCAAGGCCAACUCCCUCACCGCCGCCUACGUCCUCCACGCGCUCUCCUCCCUCUCCUUCCCGGCGCACAUCACGCCCUACUCCGUCCUCCUCUCCUACCCCGUCCACCGCUCCCUCUCCCUCUCCACGGCACCCGGCGGCCGCGGCAGCACCAAGUCAUUCUCCCUCGUCCAGGAAACCUACCCCAACGACCCUUACGCGCCCGCCGCGGCCGAGGUGAUCCCGACCUUCUUCGCCUACUCCGCCUCCGGGUCCAUGUCGGCCGAGGCCGUGUACGCCAACUACGGCCGUGAGGAGGACUUCGCCUACCUCGCCUCCCGCGGCGUCGACGUCGCGGGCAAGGUGGCGCUCGCGCGGUACGGGAGGAUCCACUGCGAGGACAUCGUGUACAACGCGCGCGUGGCGGGCGCCGCGGCCGCCGUGGUCUACACCGACCCGCUGCAGUACGGCGGCGCCCCCGGGGAAGGGUCGUUCCCCAACACGCGGUGGCUGCCGCCGACCGGUGUGCAGGUGGGCAGCCUGUUCCGAGGCGUGGGCGACCCGACGACGCCGAUGUGGGCGUCAUCGGAGGGGUGCGAGCGCGUGAGCGUGGAGGACGCCAUGGCCACCGACGACAUGCCGCGCAUCCCGGCUCUCCCGGUGUCGGCGCGGGACGCCACGGAGAUCCACCGGGUUCUAGGCGGUGCCGUGGCGCCGGUGGAAUGGCAGGGCCGGGGGGACGGCCCCGUAUAUCACCUUGGCCCCGGGCCGGCCGUCCUGAACCUGACUUACGCCGGGAAUGAUACGAUGGCAACGAUUGAGAACGUCUUCGCGGUCAUCGAAGGCGAAGAAGAGCCGGACAGAUAUGUUAUCCUGGGUAACCAUCGUGACGCCUGGACGUUUGGAGCCGCUGACCCCAACAGCGGAACAGCUGCUAUGAUCGAGUUGGCUCACCGGUUUUCGAUGCUGCAAAAGCAAGGAUGGAGACCUCGAAGGACCAUUAUUUUGUGUAGCUGGGAUGCGGAAGAGUACGGAUUGACAGGAUCAACUGAAUGGGUUGAAGAAAACAGGGAGAUGCUUUCUUCGAGAGCUGUUGCAUAUCUUAAUGUUGACGUUUCAGUAGUUGGUCCUGUGUUCCAACCAUGUACGACUCCCCAACUGGAUGAGCUUCUCCUGGAAACAAUUAAAUUGGUUCAAGAUCCUGACAACUCAUCUCAGACGGUGUAUGAUUCAUGGGUGAAAUCCAACGUUUCUCCCAAGAAGAUUGGACGAUUAGGCGAUGGAGGAUCAGAUUAUUCAGCAUUCGUCCAACAUGUGGGUAUUCCAUCCACCAACAUGAUAUUUGGAGAAGGGCCAGGAUAUCCAGUUUACCACUCUUUAUACGAUGACUUUGUAUGGAUGGAGAAGUUCGGAGAUCCUGGGUUCCGUAGGCAUGUUGCAGCUGCUAGCAUCUGGGGAAUUAUGGCUUUGAGGCUUGCUGAUGAAGAAAUCAUACCCUUUGAUUACAUGUCCUACACAGUCGAACUUGAGAAAUAUACAGAAGUUGUAGAGCGUGAUGUCAGGGGGACGCCUAUCAGUUGUUCCCCAUUGUACAACUCAAUCAAAGCUCUGAAAAGGGCAGCUACAAAAGUAAACAAUGAACGAAAGGAAAUUCUAAGGGAACUGUCGAGAAAGCAACUGAGCAAGGGUUCGUCGAAGGUCCGUGGGCUCAACGACCGGCUUAUGCAGGCAGAACGAGCCUUCACUAACAGGGAAGGUAUCUUCAAGCAAGAAUGGUUCAAGCAUCUGAUCUAUGGGCCUUUAGAACAGAACGAUUGGGAUACCGCGUCAUAUCCUGGUAUAGCCAAUGCCAUAGCCGCGGCGAGGAGCACCAACACUUCAGCGUCAUGGAAGCUCGUGGAGCACGAGAUUCAUAGAGUCGCCCGGGCGGUAAUGCAGGCAUCUGCUGUGCUUGGUGGCAGCCUGACAUGACAGCACUGGACAAUGGAGUCCGCAGUGUACGGACCGUAGAUAUGGAAGGAACACAUUGUUUGAUCAUGUUUGCAGUCGAAGGAUAAUCUUGCCCAUUAAUCCUCUGGGUAAUAUGAUCAUGGAUGGAUAAGAAGAAGAUGUAGCUGUACAUAUGCAUGUGCUUUGGAUGGAUGUAUUGGAUUUUACAAGAAGUAGCUUUAUUGAUUCUCGGCUAGGAUCAAGCCGAUACAGCCGCAUAAAUGUUAGACACCUGGCUGUUUUCUUACAUGAUGCACGCGCUCAUGCAAGGAACUAAAGAUAAACAUUAUGUGAACUAUGCGUUGGGUAAAGACCUCACUGAUCGUUCGCUCGACUCUUCGUAUAAGAA